CAAUAUGAAAACCGGAGGUACUGACAACACUCGGAAUAGAAAAACAAUUUCUAUCAUGAGAUAGGAAAGAUACAUAUCCAGUACUUUGACCUUUAAAAAAUUUAGCUCACGACGACUUUUUCAGAAAGGUUUUAAGUAUUUUUGUAUUACGGUUUGAUUUUAAUGUCUACUCCUGGUAUUUACUUCUUAUUUAUGUUACUAAAUUCUGAUUAUGGAGUAUUACCUACUGCUACUGAAAACGUUGAUGUAACAAAAUGUGAUGGGAAUACGAAGGAUGGUUCAGUGAUUAUAGUAAAAUAUAGUGAAAUAAAGUCACAUUGUAAAUGCCAGAUAGAACCACAUUUUACUGGAGUUAUAAAGUUUGCUUCUAAUGUGAUUCAUUUAUCGUGUUACACGAAUAUUAAUGUUUUUGAAAAGAACAAAUCUGAUGAAGUAUUAGGACUUGCAUGUGGAAAUGCAAGAACUUCUGGCACAUUCCACGUGACCGAUGAAAGUGUUAUUUUUAUGACGUCAGAAUUUGUAAACUCUACAACUGGAACUUUUCUUCAAGAGGUUACAAUAUUUGAAGAGAUAAGUUUCAAUGGUUCAAUCUCUGUCACUUGUGGGAGUAAUUUCUCAAAGUUAAUGACAACGACAAAAUGGACCACAAGUACUGAUAGUACAACUAACAGAAUUUCUACAAACAGUGAUGUCUCCUUAAAAUCAGAAAAAAGGGAAACCCAAACAAACAAAUUAAACAAUAGCGUUAUAUAUAUCAUUCUUGGUGCCGCUGGCUUUGUUGUGGUAUUUUUAGCAGUCAUCACUGCGUUUGCUGUUUGUCACAUGAGACGAAAACAGUCAGUUCCGAGCACAACAGAUCCAAAAGAUGAAAUCAACUCUGAGGAGAAAAACACAGAGAUUUACAAGGAACUCCCAGACAAUCCUCUUUAUCACUCCUAUCAGCCUGAAGGCAUAGACAACCAAAUUUAUGCUCAACCAAAUAAGAACAAGGAGAAGACCCAAAUGAACGAAGCUUGCAAGUCUGUUUCGCAGACGAAUUCUUCUGAGGAAAAUGAAUGUGAUAUUGUUUAUGCCAAAGUGAAUAAAUAAUAGAGAACAUCUUAAUUUGACAAUUUGAUUUUACUCAAAAUACAAUGAUUAAAUUUAAAAACUUUACAAAACAUAACAUUAAUGUACAUUUUUGUUUGCACGGAAAAGAAAAGAACAAGAGAUUUUUAGGAUAAGACGUUCAAAUAAAUGAUAUUAAAUUUUUUUUUAAUU
Molecule: messenger RNA, 1260 nt
Organism: Saccostrea cuccullata (small rock oyster)
Lineage: Eukaryota; Metazoa; Mollusca; Bivalvia; Ostreida; Ostreidae
Exons: 5
Coding region: 163-1089 (308 amino acids)
Source: RefSeq, a predicted model, not a curated record